UCAUAGGACUUUCAGUUCUGUUGUGUUAUCUCCUAAGUUUGUGUCGGAGGCAUUUCUUGCAUUUCUUGCCCUGCAAAUGUAUUCAUAAUCAUUACAUUGCUGUGGUCUUGAGUGAGACUGAAGGUCUGCGCUUUCUCUCUGUUCUGGAGCUUGUGUAUGCCUCCAUCUAUUGGUGAAAGUGGAUCAUGUUUUUUUUACUGAAUGGCAUCAGAAGAGUACAGGUUGAAGGGGUGGGUUUAACUUUCUCAAGUUCUUACAGAGAAGUCACACUGUUCCUGUCUGGCAUUCAUCUCUUCGUAUGGAUUUCUGUAACUUUAGGCUGCCUUUGCUCAUUUUGGCUGUUCUUGGAUGCUGUUCUGAGGGCGGUCUGUUUCUCAACGACAAAAUGAAAGGAGUUAUCGGUAAAAAUGUGACCUUCAAGACAACAAUCACCUCAGCACAGGAUUUUCAAUUCGUAAUAUGGAAUUUCAACAAAGCUGAUAUAAUUACAUCGAUAAUUACAAGUGUCCCAUCCUCAAACACCAAUAACAUUAAUGAGAAAUACACCAGCAGAAUCGUCUACAGUAAAGCAACAUGUGAGCUUCAGCUCGGGCCGCUGGUGAAGGAGGAUGAAGGGAGAUAUAUUCUCACUGCAGUCACUAACAAAAGAAAGCCACUGUCCGGACAGAUUGUUCUUGAGGUUCUUGAACCCAUAACUGAUGUCAAGAUUUCGUCCAAUCUACCUGAACCUGUAGAGUUCAAUAGCACCGUGGUUCUUUCCUGCUCUGCCAAAGGCUCCUUUACUUACCAGUGGCUGAACGGUUCAGUCCCUUUGGUGGUGGAUGGCACACAUAUGAAACUAAAUGCAGUCGGCAAUGAGCUAACUAUCGCUGAAGUUCGCCGUACAGAACUGCGAGGACCCAUCAUCUGCAUUGCAAAGAACCCACUGGAGUCAGGGACGAGCGCUCCCUUCAAUCUCACUGUGAGCUAUGGCCCAGAGAAAGUCAUCAUGACACAAACUCCAACAGAUUCAUUCCUCCAGAAAGGCUCUAAUUUAACCCUUGCAUGCUCAGCCCAGUCUGACCCUCCUGCUCAGCUCCAGUGGAUGUUUAAUGGGACAGAGAUGCCUCAGAAGACCACGCAGUCCCCAGCCAACAUUACCCUCACCAAUGUAGAAGAAAAACACAGUGGAAACUAUAGCUGUGUGGCCUACAAUGCAAAGACCAAUCGCUACGUUUCCUCGCAGGUUGCUGUGGUGUCUGUUCUGGGUACUUGGCCAAAGUUUCCCAUGCAGAAUUUCACAGACUUCUGCUUGGGGUGAUCUGUCAGUGUGAAGCAGGCAUGUUCAGAAGUCCCCGAGGUCCAAAUCCAAGUCACGUCAAAUCUUCGUUCUAUUUUUAGCAACAGUUCUUUCAUUGUAGCUGAUGAUUGUGUGUAACACUGUAUGAGGAUGAAUCAAUUUUGAAAUAUUAAAACUGAUUACUUCUACAGAAAGUCCUGUUUGUUUAUUCAAAUAUACUAAUAAAGCACACAGUCAUUAAUUGAAUUUUUUUAGACAAUCAAAAAA
Messenger RNA from Carassius carassius (crucian carp), 1546 nucleotides. RefSeq names its product carcinoembryonic antigen-related cell adhesion molecule 1-like. The coding region runs from base 299 to 1300 and encodes 333 amino acids. The transcript is spliced from 6 exons. The record is from RefSeq and is a predicted model, not a curated record. Lineage: Eukaryota; Metazoa; Chordata; Actinopteri; Cypriniformes; Cyprinidae.